This is a messenger RNA of Aspergillus calidoustus, 1284 nucleotides long. The record is from the annotation of a GenBank genome assembly. NCBI's taxonomy places the organism in Eukaryota, Fungi, Ascomycota, Eurotiomycetes, Eurotiales, Aspergillaceae.
AUGAUCACCCUAUUGGCCCUGUACGCUGCCUUCAUCCCGGCCACUGCGGGACACAUCCAGAUGAGCAACCCUUUUCCCAUUCGUAGUCCGCUGAAUCCCGCUCUGGCAGCUUCGAUGAGAGAUCACUUAUACGCGUCUCCAUUAUCUGCGUCGGGAUCCGACUUUCCCUGCAAAGGGUACGCACAAGAACCAUUCAAUUCCGUCGCUGAUUACGCUGCGGGCGAGGUGUACUCCCUAACUCUGGAGGGCACGGCGAUGCAUGGGGGCGGGUCAUGUCAGAUUGCCCUGUCCUUUGAUCGCGGAGAGACCUUCCAGGUGAUUAAAUCGAUCCUCGGCCACUGUCCCGAGGCAAUGUCGUAUACAUUUCGGAUUCCAGAAGACGCACCAGGCGGUCCAGCCCUACUCGCGUGGACCUGGUUCAACAAAGUUGGGAACCGGGAAAUGUACAUGAACUGUGCCCAGGUAACGGUCCAUGCAGAGCCAAUGGCUGCCCGCAAUGACGACCGGAUGAUACCCGAUCAGCCGCUCUCCGUACGGUGGGCUGACCGACCAGCGAUCUUUGUGGCCAACGUCAAUGCGGAGGAUCAGUGCACCACCGUCGAGAAUGAGGAGGUUAACUUUCCGAGGCCGGGGCCAGACACCGAAGGCUCAUUAUCGAAGCCAGGCUUUUGGUGUGCUGGGCCACCAACGUUCGCGGGUUCCGGUGGUGACCCACCACAAGCAACUGCACUAUCUAGCACGCCCACAGCGUCGACAGCCUUGACAAGUGUGACGUGCAGUGGCACACCCACAGAGACCGGCGCGGUAUCCGGUGUCGUCGCCGAUCCCGCAUUUGGUGUCAAUAUAAUCAACAAUCUGGAUAGCAGUAUCCAUGCGUGGUCUGUUGCACGGGGACCGGGACCGGAGAGAGUUAUCGAAGCUCGUGGUGGAGCAUACUUUGAGGCAUGGCGUGCGAGGGAGGACGAGGGAGGAAUCUCCAUCAAACUGGCCCUAGAGGCAAGCCAGAAGAGUGUAUUGCAGUUUGAAUACUCACUUCAAUCUUCGAUCGUGUAUUGGGACGUUUCCUUUAUUGAUAUGGAUCGUGAAUCCAACUUCAUCAUGGGUGGAAUAACCGUGACGACAAGUGACCCUACCUGCCCAGGCCUGACUUGCCUGCCCCGGGACAAGAACUGCAAUCAGGUAUAUCUGGAACCUGAUGACAACUAUGCCGUCCGAGGAUGUCCGAUGCAGACCAACGUGACUUUAUCCAUUGGAAGUCGGCCCGGGAUAAGAGCUUGGGCUUAG